CUUCAGACAGAGGACGAGGUUUCAAGCAAGAUAGUCUAAUAACCGAAUCAGUGCUUACCCAAGCAUCAUCAAACAUGUCGAUUUGCUCGUCGCUCGUAACUUACACUUAAUUCUUGCUGAUGUUUGUAAUGGUAGCUACAGUAUAGUUUAAAAUACAAAUUACUAGUUGUCAUACAGGCGAAAAAAAUCGCAUGUUUCAGUGAACUUUGUUUAACGGUACAACUGCAUAAUUUCGGAACACAGUACAUUAGCUAGUACUAGUCUAGACUAGUCUAAGGUAUGUAGAUAGCUCGCCAGUGCGAACUCGUGUUCGGAAUGUUAGCUAACCGUCUAUUAAUUAGAUGUAAUUUGUUUUCGUGAGUAUUAUACCGAUGGACUGGUCGCGUUAGAUCAUUAGUCCACCACUGUCCAGUUAUCAGCUUAAGCAUCCCACCAUUCCUCUCUGACUAUUUAAAAACGAAGAGAACGAAAGCACGGCGCCAAGGUAGCAAGCGCAUACGCAUUAGCAAACAAGAGAUGGAGAAUGGAAAGAUGCAGUUCUCUGUGCCAGUAAGCAGAGACAGGGUCAUAUCCAAGUUUCCUAAGUGGUACACCCCUCAGUCCUGUCUGCAGACCAAGGAUCACUGGCACGUCCGGGUGAAGACCGCCUGCAAGGAACGGGCCCCCUGGAGCCUGGGAAUGAAAAUGUCGAAGGUGGUGGUGGUGGGAGACCUGUACGUCGGCAAGACGUGUCUAAUUAACAGGUUCUGUAAGGACCUAUUCGACAGGGACUACAAGGCCACCAUCGGCGUGGACUUUGAGAUCGAGAGGUUUGAGCUGUUGGGGGUUCCCUACUCUCUACAGAUCUGGGACACAGCUGGCCAGGAGAAAUUCAAAUGCAUCGCCUCCACCUACUACAGAGGAGCUCAGGUGAUAAUCAUCGUCUUCGAUCUGGCCGACAUCCGGACUCUGGAGCACACGCGGCAGUGGCUGGUGGAGGCGAUGAAGGAGAACGACCCGCGGUCCUGCAGCAUCUUCCUCAUCGGCACCAAGAAAGACUUGCUGGCGCCCGCGGAAUGCCAGAGGACCGAGAGAGAUGCCAUCAAGAUGGCGGCCGACAUGCGGGCAGAGUUCUGGUCCGUCUCGUCCAAAACGGGGGAGAACGUGCGGGAGUGCUUCUUCCGCGUGGCGGCGCUGGCGUUCGAGGACAGCAUGCUGCAGGCCCUGCAGGGAGGGGCUCCCUCUCACAUCGGAUCCAGUGACCUCAUCAAGAUCGACCGUGACACAGCCAAGGACCCGCAGGCUGCAGAUGAGAAGAGGCUAUCCUGCUGUUAGAGAGAGCUGCGGAGCAGGGAGGAGGAGGAGGGGCGAGGGUGGGGCCUGACCCGCGGACCAAUCGGCUCGCGUGCACCCUGCCCCGCAGCGCACCUCAGCUCUGCGCCAGAUCUGGAUCCAAAAGCUGAAAAACUCCAACCGUUUUAUACUCGAUCAUGUGACUCGCCAGCCCUGCGGCUCCACCAGCCAAACUGCCGCCCAUCUGGAGGGGAAGCCAGCGGGGACAGUCCCAAACUGCAGUCCUGGAGGGCGCAGUGCCUGCAGGUUUAACUCCAGUCCUGGAGGGCCGCAGUGCCUGCAGGUUUAACUCCAGUCCUGGAGGGCCGCAGUGCCUGCAGGUUUAACUCCAGUCCUGGAAGGCCGCAGUGCCUGCAGGUUUGACUCCAGUCCUGGAGGGCCGCAGUGUCUGCAGGUUUAACUCCAGUCCUUCGAAGUUUAACUCAAAGUUAAAACCUGGCAGAUGCUGUGGCUCUCCAGGAUUUGAAUUUGAGAUCCCCGAUUUAUGGGGAGGACAUUUAGGCAGUAUUUUCACCCCUGCUGGGGGGGGGGGGGUUCUAGUAUUAAUCAUGGUGAUAGUUCCUUUAACACAUCAAGCAAUUUUGUGUAUGCACAUUUGCAAAGUGGAAUAUUUUUAAAUAUGCAUAUAAUUAAAAAAAUGUCCGAUAUACAUAAAUAUUUAUGAAUUCUGCUACGUGCACACUCACACCCCGAGCAUAGAGGUCACAACAGGCUGUUUUUAGGAUCGGCUGAAUUUUGUUUCUCCCACGUUUUAUACGAAGAUGUGGACAGUAACCAAUACCCACCUAAACUGAACUGCAGUCAGGAAAACCCACGAACCAUAGUCUGAACAUGAGUGUAUUAUUUUCCAUUGUAAUUUACUCCCAUUGCCAAUGUUCUACUGGUUGUUCCAACCUACUUUGUGAUUGGUGGAGCCUCUUUACUUCUGCUGUUGUGAUGACACACAAAGUGCCUUCCUCUGACUCACGUCUGUGCGUCCGACCCGCGAGCCGAGCUGUGAUCAGCAGCGGCUGACACGGCAUUCGGAUGGGAGCGCGAUCACAUCUACACGCCCGCCAAUCAACUGCAGAGGCUGCAGCACAGAGUGCUGCUCAAAAUGCAAUCAGGAGAAGAGGUGGAGAAGCAAAGAGACAUUUACUAAAAAAAACACAACGAACCCAAAUGCGGGGAAAAUAAAAUCACAGAUUAAUCUUGUACAGAUUAAAUUUAAAAUAGGAAAAGAAGAAAGAAGCCACGCCUUCAUAAAGAUUUCCUUCACACAGAAGUGCAGCUUCACAGUAACUCACUCACAGUAGUGUCGCUCGUCUUUGGGUGUUGGCACCAGUCUGUACGUAAUCUCAAUCAG
Molecule: messenger RNA, 2677 nt
Organism: Anguilla anguilla (European eel)
Lineage: Eukaryota; Metazoa; Chordata; Actinopteri; Anguilliformes; Anguillidae
Gene: rab36
Product: RAB36, member RAS oncogene family
Exons: 11
Coding region: 517-1314 (265 amino acids)
Molecular function (GO): GTPase activity; GTP binding
Source: RefSeq, a predicted model, not a curated record